Messenger RNA from Scleropages formosus (Asian bonytongue), 542 nucleotides. RefSeq names its product protein S100-A1-like. Gene Ontology annotation, molecular function: calcium ion binding; transition metal ion binding; calcium-dependent protein binding. The transcript has 2 exons. The coding region runs from base 1 to 306 and encodes 101 amino acids. The record is from RefSeq and is a predicted model, not a curated record. Lineage: Eukaryota; Metazoa; Chordata; Actinopteri; Osteoglossiformes; Osteoglossidae. Gene Ontology annotation, cellular component: cytoplasm.
AUGUCCAGCACGGAGCCCACCUCUAACCUGGAGAACGCCAUGCAGCUGAUGAUCCAGACUUUCCACAAGUACUCUGGGAAUGAGGGAGACAAGUACACCCUAAGCAAGGGAGAGCUUAAGGACCUGCUCACAGCAGAGCUGGGCAGUUACCUGGGGAAUGCUCAGGACAAGGAUGCUGUGGAGAAGGUGAUGAAGGACCUGGAUGCCAACAAUGAUGGCGAGGUGGACUUCACGGAGUUCAUCAUCCUUGUUGGUGCGCUGACCGUAGCGUGCAACGAUUUCUUUCAACCCGAAAAGAAGGAAUGAGGGGGCAGGGCUUGAGAGGGGGAGCGGGUCACACCUAAACACAUUAACCACAAACAUCACCAAAGAAGUGGAGGAUCAUUUACACCUGGACACACCCCUCUGACAGAGAUGGCAAAGGAGAUCUUGAGGAACAGGGUGGGAGGUGUUGGCCUCCCACUCGAAACCACUCCUUUUUUGGAGAGCCCACAUCUACAAACGGAUCUGGUCAUCAUAAAGGAGAGAAUUACAAAGGGAAU